Tarenaya hassleriana is the source of this 690-nucleotide messenger RNA. RefSeq lists its product as uncharacterized. The record is from RefSeq and is a predicted model, not a curated record. The coding region runs from base 33 to 470 and encodes 145 amino acids. Lineage: Eukaryota; Viridiplantae; Streptophyta; Magnoliopsida; Brassicales; Cleomaceae. The transcript has 2 exons.
CGUAAAAGAAGAAGAAGAAGAAACAAAGGAAGAUGGCACAGACGCUAAGCAACGUCAGCUUAACUGCAUCGAUGGCGAUGCUCAUGGUGCUACUGUCAACCAAUAUAGGGAGUGCGAAAGGGAAGACGGACUGCAAGGGGGUGGCGGACAAUCUGCAUCACUUUGUACACGAAAACUGUCGGGAUGGACCGACGUCGAUGUGCGGGGCCUACUGCUUUAUGGGCAGCGGCGGUGAUUGCACCGGAAAAUGCGCAGACAGGAAGUGCAGUUGCUUCCCCAACUGCGACAGAAUAUUUACACAGUUUUAUUUUAGACCUUCCGAUGUCUGGAUGCCUCCAAGGGCACUUUGUCAGUACAAAAAUCCCGACGGGAAUUGCAGUGACUUUUGCAAGAGACAGAGUGGAGGCAACUGCAGUGGAAGAUGCACCACUCACGACAUUAAUGGCUGCAAGUGCUUCUUACCAGCUUGAUCCAUAUAUCUACUUGUCUGUUUGUGUUUUGUUUUUUGUCGGGGAAUUUCCGAAUAAUUGGUUCGUCCAUCGUAUCAUAUCUCUGUGUCUGUCUUGUCCUUCUUCCCCUGUGUGUUGUGUCUUGUUCUUUUCCACUAUAUUUCAUAUAUAUAUAUAUAUGUGUGUGUGUGUGUGUGUGUGUGUGUGUUGUUUCAUUUUGAAAAAUGAAUGAAUAAAGUUU